Messenger RNA from Sabethes cyaneus, 4084 nucleotides. It is a transcript of the gene gzl, whose product is annotated as E3 ubiquitin-protein ligase RNF13. The transcript has 8 exons. Gene Ontology annotation, molecular function: zinc ion binding. The record is from RefSeq and is a predicted model, not a curated record. Lineage: Eukaryota; Metazoa; Arthropoda; Insecta; Diptera; Culicidae. The coding region runs from base 1115 to 2887 and encodes 590 amino acids. Gene Ontology annotation, cellular component: cytoplasm; nucleoplasm.
CAGUGAGUGACUUCGAAGAAACGGUUCCGUGUGUGGCGUAGUUUUAUAAUCCUCCAAUCAAAGUUGAAAACUAGCAGAAUUAAAGUUUUAAUUUUCCUCGCAUGUGACUGAUUGAUACGGUUUACAGUUCGAAACAAAAGGAUUAGAUAAUGAAAAUGGAGCUCGCUGCCCGUCCUGGUUGAGCCUUUAAUUCUGUGCUGGAGUAAUUUUCACGGAAUGGUGAUUUGUUUUUGUUCCUGCCCUUCGGUUGUGAGAAAUCUAUCAGCAGCAGCAGAAUAACACACAAUGGCGACUUGAGCUGUGUGCUGGCUGGCUACGGGUUCGAAGUGUAUUGACAAUUUAUUAUUAUUUUUCGCUACGAGCAGCAUUUCGCAGUGGUUCGGGUUAAUUAAUUUGUGUCUGCGAUUCGGAAAGUGGAAAAUUUUCAGUGGUGAUUCGAAAUUUACGGAUUGUGUCGACGGAGCAGUAAUUGGAUUAGCAGCUUUAAGUGAUUGUUUUUUUUUCUUCACCAUUUGCAAACGCUCAGCUGGUUUGCUUUUGUGGCAGCACCAGCUCAACUGCACAGGAUUCUUUAUUCCGCGAACGGUAGAAUCGUCAUCCGAUUGAACGAAGCACACUGUCGUAGUAGUUGAGCUUUACGUGAUUCCAGCUAAGAUUUCUGUUAGAUCGAUACGGAUCACUUCAACGCACCGGUGGAGAGGAUCGCCAGUUACAGCUGGCUGGCAAACACCGUAGACGUAUCGGUACAGUCGCAAAAUGCUAAGCUUGUGCUUGCUCCUCCCAGUCGGUAGUGAUAAGCAAUGAGGAGUAGUGACUCACAGUGGUGGCAAGAAGAAAUCGGACGCUAAAUUCGUUUCGCACCACACACACCGUCGGGUUGCAUUGCGUUGCGUUACGUUACGUUGUUGGUUGCUGCGCUGUGGUGAUUGAACUUGAAUGAGAAAUUAUCAACCAAGUAAAAAAUGAAUGGUUUGGAUUCGGCACCGCUGUAAAAGUGAUAACGUUUGUGGGUGUGUGAGUAGGUGCAUUAGUUGCAAGCGCCUUCAAUCCUAGUGUUGCCAAAGUUAGUUUUUUUUCUAAAAAGGAAAUCCGGAUCCACGGUGGAGCACGCGCGAUGGCUUCUUUCAUGCUGGCCUGGCUGCUGGCUAGGACAAUAAUAACAAACUACUAUCUAGUCAUCCUAGUGUCAUCGGUUUUCCUGCUCAAAUUCUCCGAUGCGGAUAUAUUGGUAUAUCAAAAUGAUCAGCUUUUGGAAGAAUUUCGCGAUUUUCCGGCCACCUUCGGUGGCGACAUUCCAGAGAGUGGACUAAAAGUACGAGCCGUCCAGGCGGAACCCGUAGACGGGUGUACUCCACUGGCGGCCCCGCCGGAAAAUAUCAGCUCGAUGAUUGCCAUCGGUGGCGGACCGAGCCGAUUUGCCGUUAUUAUAGCAAGAUAUAAUUGCUCAUUCGAGGAUAAAAUUCGCAAUGCACAGAAUGCCGGCUUUGCAGCAGUUAUCGUUCACAAUGUCGGCAGUAACGAUCUUGAACGUAUGUCGGCUAACCAUGCCGAAGAUAUUGUCAUCCCGUCGGUUUUCAUCGGCGAAAGCAACGGUUUGUUUAUCGUCGAGAACUUUAUGUACCCGCAGAACUAUGCGCUAAUAAUCACCGACGACGUUCCAUUCAAUAUCAACAACAAUUUGAUAAUUCCGUUUGCCAUCGUCGUUGGAAUGUGCUUUAUCAUUAUGAUUUGCUUUAUGAUCAUACGAUGCAUACGGGAGCGUCGCCGUAUGCUACGUCACCGCUUGCCCAACAGUGUGCUGAAGAAGAUUCCGAUCGUGAAGUUUGCCAAAGGAAUGCAGUACGAGACGUGCGCUAUCUGCUUGGAUGAUUACAUCGAUAACGAACGGUUGCGGGUAUUACCGUGCCAUCACGCUUAUCACGUCAAAUGCAUCGAUCCAUGGCUAACGAAAAACCGCCGGGUCUGUCCGAUCUGCAAAAGAAAGGUUUUUGCCCGUGGAGAACGUCGACCACCUCGGCGGCGCUCCUCCACCGAUAGCAUGUCCUCGUCCGAUGCCGACGAAAACACUCCGCUACUGAACGCGACCGACGCUAACCAACCGAACAACAGUACGUCACCUGCUUCGCCAGCCGCAACGGAUAACGAGCAGAAUGGCACGGCGGCGAGACCAGAGCGACGCUCUAACGAUGCCCACGUAGUCAACAUGAUCUCUGACGACGACGAUUUGUUGGACGAUAGCAAUGUCCAUGCAGUGACCAACUCCACACCGAGACAGCUCUUGGGUACUCCUCAACGGCGAUUUAAUCCGUUCGAUCGAGUCGUCCAAUCGCAGAUGUCUGCGGCUAACCAUGGCCGGGAUGCCAACAGCAGCGGUGUUGAUGGAGGCGAUUCACCCUACAGUCCGAUCGGAGAAGAAAACAUGCCCGCUAGUACCUGGAAUCGGUUUGUGAGAAAAAUGCGUUUCUUCCGCCGCAACGAACCCUCUCCGGAGCCGCCAUCGGACGACGACAUCGAGCCGGCCACCGGUGAAACCAGCAUCGCCAACGGUACCGUUAGUGGUCGAAUUUCCAUCAACAGCGCCGUCGCCGCUAGCAAUAACAUCCUCAAUGGUAAUCUCAGCGGAUCGUUCCAUGGCGAGGAUACGACCGACGACGAGAUCGUGGGUGCCAGCUAUCGGGACGAAGCCAAACGCCGACAGAUCCGUUCGGCACCGAAUCUACCCUCGACAAGCGGAAUGGCAUCCGGUAGCGGCGGCGCUGGAGGAGGUGGAGGAGGUCGGCUCGGUGUGGCUGCCCUGCCGAAUGUUAAUUUCAAUCCUAGCCAGUCCGGUCGGGCCAACGCCGGGAGGAGAGCGGGUGGCCCCUCGGGAGGACACUAUCCGGUGUAAAUAGACCCUUAAAAUACUGUGUAUGUACUAUCUAUGACAGGUAAGUCAAGUCCAUAAUCGUCGUUUUUUGAGCAGAAGAUACAGUGAAUUUAAAAGAAUAAAACGCAGCGAUUAGAAGUGAUACAAUAUAGCGCGCGAGAUACGCAAGGAAAAAACAGCUUCCACAUACAUCACCGUGUUUUUCCUGUUAUUUCGCCGAAUGCUACGAGGCAAUAGUGAUAUCUUCAUACGUGAACGGUUUUAUUUCUUUUCUGAAAUCAGCAACUUGUAUUUAGUUUAUUUUUUUUGGUUAUACCUUACAAUAUUCUAUGAGUUGGAAUUAGGGCAGAAAUUUUAGCCUCGUUAAAAUGGAAGAGAUCAUAGAAAUAAAACUUCUAUUUUAUCCUGUAUGAUAACUAAAAUGUGAUUGGAUUUUUAGAAGUCUUACUUUUAAGCGUGUAGUUAUUUAACCAUCAGGAAUUAUCAUUUUUUGAAAGGAAUUAUUAUUACUGAUUAACAAUCUUUGAUAGGUUGAACCUUACUAGACGUAAGGUGAACUACUGAACACUUAUGCAUAAGUCAACCCCAUUAUAUAUUCACCUUGUCGAAGAAUUUCGUCGUAAUAAAAAACAAGGUUAUUGCAAGCAGUUUAGUACACAUUUUUUGUAAACAUAUUACUACUAAAAACUACAUCGUUUAGGCAUAAUUGUGUUGUUUCAGAUUCGCCUAUCGAUUCGAGUAUACAUAUUUACCUGCUAGUAGAGUACCCUGUUUCGUUGUUUUACUUUUCUACCUGCAUUAUUGAAGCUACAACAAUUAAUCGAUCGUUAGUAGAGCAGCUGUAUCAUAUUAGCCAUCUAACCAUAACAAAAUAAUUUACGGAUAAUAAGACAAAAUAUGUAACUGUAACUUGUAACAUCAAACACAGAUGAUCCCCACAGACAACCUAGCGUGUAAGGGCGAACAAAAAAAAAAAAAAGAAUGCAAGCAACUACCUACUGCCAUCUGCAAUGCUGGUGUUGUUUAUACAUAGAUUACCUAUUAUACCUAUAUGUAGUUGUGCACUGAACUGUGGGCAUUGGAACAACAAACAAUGGGUGUAACCCGGACAAAAGUAGUGAGUUUAUUUUUUCCUGUUUUCUUUAUUAGACGCGCAUCAUAGAAAACUACGCAAAAUUACAUAUUUAGUAGGUGAAUAAAAGUGAAAAUUAAACGAAA